Molecule: messenger RNA, 1742 nt
Organism: Clarias gariepinus (North African catfish)
Lineage: Eukaryota; Metazoa; Chordata; Actinopteri; Siluriformes; Clariidae
Gene: plaua
Product: plasminogen activator, urokinase a
Exons: 11
Coding region: 173-1387 (404 amino acids)
Biological process (GO): regulation of cell adhesion mediated by integrin; plasminogen activation
Molecular function (GO): serine-type endopeptidase activity
Source: RefSeq, a predicted model, not a curated record
GUCACUCACAAGCUAUUAGUCCAAUAUAAAUAAGAGACCAACAGUCUAGAAAACAGUAGCAUUAAAGGGAACAUCCAGCUUUCAAAAAAUAACCAGGGAAGAACGCGAAGAAAAUCUCCGAAAUAGAUUUCUGAAAGGCUCCAUAUAAGGCAGACAAUUGUUCGUGGUCAAAAUGUGGUUUCUAAUCACAUUAUUAAUGACGUGUUCACUUCAUGAAGUUGCUGAGUCAACUAGGCAAAAAUACUGGCCGUGGAUGAAGAAUGAGAUUAAACCGCAUGGUGCACAGUGCCUGGCUGUUGGCAGUAACGGGAAUGAAUACAGGGGUACAAUCUCCGUAACAUCCAAGGGACAUAGAUGCCUCUACUGGGAUCGAUUUCAAAAUAUAGACAGGACAGCUGUUUCUCAGGGACUUGGCUCACACAAUUAUUGCAGAAAUCCAGAUAACCGAAGCGGCCCAUGGUGUUGGGUUAGAGGACUAAGAAGAACAGUUCGCAGUUUCUGUGAUAUUCCACUGUGUAAGAAAGAAACAAAAACUCCAGUACAUGACACUGAAAUGACGUGCGGAGAACGAAACACAGAGGAUGUGAAAAAAUUUAAGAUUAUAGGUGGAUCAAGGGCUCCAAUUGAGUCUCAGCCUUGGCUGGCAGCCAUCUUUAAAGGAAACUUGUUUGCCUGCGGAGGUACGCUCAUCGCUCCCUGCUGGGUCCUCAGUGCAGCCCACUGCUUCCCUCCUGGACGAGGAGCACAAAAGGAGCAAUACACUGUCUAUUUGGGAAUGGAUGCCACCAAUGAAACUAAUCCAAAAAAAGAGCAGACGUUUAAAGUAGCAAAACUUCUGCUUCAUCAGAGCUUUAAUGCUGAAGAUGAGGAUUUUAACAAUGACAUAGCUCUGUUGCAGAUUGUAAACAGCAAUGGACACUGUGCAGAGAGGACACCUUCAGUGAGGACAGCAUGUCUUCCCCCAGCUCAUCACAUGAUACCCUAUGGAGCCUUCUGCCACAUUGCAGGCUAUGGCAGGGAGAAGAAUUAUGGUGUUCCUGGUAACUACAGCUAUUCUCACUACAUGAAGGAGACUAAGGUUCAAGUUCUCUCCCAGAGUGUCUGCGAGAGGGAGGACUACUAUGGAAAGAGGGUGACUGAAAACCAGUUUUGUGCAGCCAGCCCCAAAUGGACAGAGGAUGCUUGUCAGGGAGACUCAGGAGGCCCUCUGUUGUGUGAGGCGAAUGGCCGAAUGUUUCUGUUUGGAGUCAUAAGCUGGGGAGAGGAAUGUGCUAAAAAGUUUAAACCAGGCGUCUACACAAAAGUCACCAACUACAACAACUGGAUUGCAAAACAUACAGGGCUGCAUAGCUUCACUAAAGGAGUCAUGUACCCACGGAAAGAUUAGCUGUGUUACUUAGAGAAAGCACUUUGAAACUGCCCUUUGAUUCCUCUAAUAUUAACCAAAUGAUUCGUAGGAAUAAUGCUCUUUUUAAUUACAGUGGCCAGCCAAGUCAGGAAAAAUGAAAGCACUUUUAACCUUUGCCAAAAGUGGUAUGAUGUCAUUGAACCACUUAUAAUGUGCAUUCAUAAUAUGUACAGUACUUAUUUAUACUUAAUUUAUUUUCUAUCAAGUAAUGCUCUGUUUGUAAAUUAAUGUCUAAGCAUAAGUAUUUUAAUGCUUUUAAAUACGCUUUAUUUAAUUAGAAAACUUCAAAUAAAUAUGUAGGAAAAUGCCAGUUGUUGGAUAAUAUAUUUGAAAU